Centropristis striata (black sea bass) is the source of this 1996-nucleotide messenger RNA. RefSeq names its product HUS1 checkpoint clamp component (gene hus1). The transcript is spliced from 8 exons. Gene Ontology annotation, biological process: meiotic DNA integrity checkpoint signaling; telomere maintenance; mitotic intra-S DNA damage checkpoint signaling. Gene Ontology annotation, cellular component: checkpoint clamp complex; site of double-strand break; nucleolus. The record is from RefSeq and is a predicted model, not a curated record. Lineage: Eukaryota; Metazoa; Chordata; Actinopteri; Perciformes; Serranidae. The coding region runs from base 110 to 967 and encodes 285 amino acids.
GAAAAAAAAAAAAGCGGUACGCUUUAAAAGGAAUACACUCCUUGAAAACAAACGAGAUUAACUUUAGAUCUCUCUGUGCUCCCGGCUUCAGAUAACAUCACAACUCAACAUGAAGUUUCGAGGGAAAAUCGUAGACAUCGCCUGCCUCAACCACUUAACCCGAGUCGUGACGACCGUCUCCAAGCUGACGAAGACGUGCGUCCUGCGUCUGACUCCAGACAACCUCUUCUUUGUUCUGUCUGAAAAAGUGGCCAACGGAGGCGUCAGCAUGUGGUGUGAGCUGUCCCAGGCCAACUUCUUUGACGAGUACCAGAUGGAGGGCGUGUGCUCUGAGGACAAUGAGAUCUGUCUGGAGAUGAGUCCAGAGAACCUGUCCAGAGCCCUGAAGACGGUCCAGAACGCCAAGUCCGUCAAAGUGAAACUGAGCAAGAAGCACUGCCCGUGCCUCAGCAUCGUCGGGGAGCUGCCCACUCUGUCCAGCAUCAGCCGAGUCGUCACGCACCACGUCCCGGUCAACGUCGUCCCCCGGAGACUGUGGCACGAGUUCAAAGAGCCCAGCGUGCCCGACUUUGAUGUCAGUAUCUACCUGCCUCCUCUGAAGACCAUGAAGAACGUGGUGGACAGAAUGAAGAACCUCUCCAACUUCCUGGUGAUUGAGGCCAGCCUGAGUGGAGAGAUGAACCUGAAGAUGGAGACUGAUCUGGUUUCUGUCACAACUCACUUCAAAGAUCUGGGGAAUCCUGCGUGGGGUGACGACGCCUCUCAGGGUGCAGGUCCGUCUCCCAGCAGGGACCCCGAGGCCAUGGCCCAGGCCAGAGUGGACAUCAGGAAGCUGCAGCAGUUCCUCAUGGGACAGCAGGUCAACCCCAGCAAGGCCAUGUGCAAUAUCGUCCAUGAGACGCUGAUCCACCUCAUUCUGCUGCAUGAAGACGUGUCGCUGCAGUAUUUCAUCCCCGCUGUGGCGUAGACGCUCUGCAGACCGCAGUGAACGCCAGUUUGGGGGGAAAGAAAGCUGUAAGGGUUCCUUUAACCCCGUGAAAAACCACCAGACAAAGUUUUGUCCGUGUGACAUUUUGAAUGAGACUGCUGCUGGUUGCAGAGCUCCCAGUGGACUUUGGGAGAAGACAGCACAUGCUGCUGAAUCAGCACUUCACCAGGAGGAUGUGCAGAACCAGCCGCACAUUAAUUUCUUUCACAAGUUCUGAUCGUUGUGUGUUUUCAGCAUUAAAAGUGUUUCAGCGUUUCGUAUGGAUUUCUUCGCUCUGCCAAGGAGGUUCUGUUCUCUCUGCACUUUCUUCCUCUUUCUGUCUGCAGGAUGAAGAAAAAGCUAGCGGCGGGAUUUUCAUGAAACUUGGAGAAGUGUUGAAGCUGGAGCAGAGGAAGGAGCUGCUCCAUGUUGGAACAGAUCCAACCACCAGACACUACCCACCAGAUUUAUUUUUUAAUGUUCCAGGGGGCAGUAAUUACUUUGCUGCGAGAAUUUUAGUCAGUCAUCAGUUUCUUGCUGGUCUGACAUCAGCUGUUAAGUUUGGCUGUAUUUUACGCACCAUCACCCAACCAUCUGCAGCUCCUCAAGAGGAUAGCCCAAAUUCGGGCUUUCAACUCUCCAACAUCUUGAUGUCUUAAUGUGGUAUUUUGAUCAAUUCUCAAGUAAAGAAAAAUGUCUAAAUUAAGCACCCAAUGUGUGCAACAAAUAGUAUUAACUCCAAUAUUUUUGCAGCAACUUAUGAGACAUAAUUGAGCACAGGGAUGGCCUGAGAGCAUGGGUCUCAAACUCCUUUAUGGCCCCCACCUUGAUAUGAAAGUUUAAUGUGAGUUUUAUAUGGAUGCAAGCUGGUGCUUUGUUUCACUUGUUUCUAUGACGAUGUUAACAAAAAGAAAGGCAGCUGCUACCGAACCGUUAAUUAUCUGCUGUGUUGUUACCGGAAGAAGUGAAAAAUGUUAUGUAAUGUAAUUUUGUGUCUUUUUUUUAAGUAAAUUAGUGUUUUUUCAGUCA